UCUCGAAGGGCAUUCCCAUCUCCUUCGAGCCUCUCCUCUCCUCUCUCCCUUCCCUCCUGCAUCGCUUCCUGAACCCCAAUGGCUUGCGCCGCCCGACGCGUCGGGCUCCUCCUCCCCCUCUUCGCCGCCUUCGUCGCGGCCUCCGCACGCAACAGUUUGAUUGCGAACAAAGGAGUGACUUAUGACUCUCGCUCGCUCAUCGUUAAUGGAAAGAGGGAGCUUUUGUUCUCCGGUUCUAUUCAUUAUCCUCGAAGCACGCCGGAUAUGUGGCCUCGUCUUAUUGCCAGUGCGAAGAAGGGCGGGAUCAAUCUGAUUCAGACUUAUGUUUUUUGGAAUGGUCAUGAACCUAUUCAGGGACAGUAUAAUUUUGAGGGGAGGUAUGACUUGGUGAAAUUCAUCAAGUUGAUUCAGAAGGAGAAUUUGUAUGUCACACUUAGAAUUGGACCUUUCAUUCAGGCAGAAUGGAAUCAUGGUGGAUUUCCAUAUUGGUUGAGGGAGGUAAAGAACAUAACCUUCCGAACCAACAACCCUGCCUUCAAGCAUCAUAUGGAGAGGUUUGUGAAAAAAAUUGUAAAUAUGAUGAAGGAAGAGAAGCUCUUUGCUUCCCAGGGAGGUCCUAUCAUACUUGCUCAGAUUGAAAAUGAAUACAACAUGGUUCAAGCGGCAUUUAAGGAAGAUGGCAAGAAGUAUAUACAGUGGACAUCUGACCUCGCCUUGAGCCUUGGUAUUGGAGUUCCAUGGAUGAUGUGCAAGCAACAAGAUGCUCCAGGACCCAUAAUCAAUGCCUGCAAUGGAAGAAACUGUGGUGAUACCUGGAAGGGACCUAACCAUCCAACUAAGCCUCUUCUGUGGGCUGAGAACUGGAGUGCUCAGUACCGAGUUUUUGGCGACCCGCCGUCCCAAAGGUCAGCAGAAGAUCUUGCAUUUUCCGUUGCUCGCUUCUUCUCUAAGAAUGGAACUCUUGCAAACUAUUACAUGUACCAUGGAGGAACAAACUUUGGAAGGACUGGUUCUGCUUUUGUCACGGCACGAUAUUAUGAUGAAGCACCUCUCGAUGAAUAUGGUUUGCAGAAAGAGCCUAAAUGGGGGCACCUGAAAGACCUUCACCGAGCUCUGAAACUUAGCAGGAAACCUCUUCUUUGGGGUUCUUACAGUUUCAGAAAACUGGGUAAAAAUGUUGAGGCUAGAGUGUACGACCUUCCUAGCGACAAAGUGUGUGCAGCCUUCCUCACUAACAAGAAGGCUGACCGAGAUGUCACCGUGAGCUUCCGCGGCACCAAAUACUUCUUGCCUCGCCAUUCUAUUAGCAUUCUUCCAGAUUGCAAGACUGUGGUCUUCAAUACUCAGAGGAUUAAUGCCCAACACAAUUCAAGGACCUUCAUUCCAUUCAUGGAGAGGAAGAAGAACAAAAGAUGGGAGAUGUACCAAGAUCAUAUCCCCAGGUAUCAUGAGGAUGGAAUUGUUCGUAGCCCGGAGCCAUUGGAGCUAAUGAGCACGACCAAGGAUACCACAGAUUACCUUUGGUAUACAACCAGAUUCAAUGUGCAGCAAGAAGACUUGCCUUGGAGGAAAGAUAUUCGUCCUGUGCUGCAAAUUGCAAGUCUUGGCCAUGGAGUUCAUGCAUUUGUGAAUGGAAAAUACCUUGGGCAUGCGCAUGGCAGCAAGAUUGAGAAGAGCUUUGUCUUCCAAAAAUCAAUGAAGCUGAAGUCUGGAACCAACCACAUUACCAUCUUGGCCAUGACUGUUGGCUUCCCGGAUAGUGGUCCUUACCUGGAACGCAGGGUUGCCGGAAUUCACUCGGUCAUCGUCCAAGGCCUUAACACAGGCACCCUGGAUCUCACAGCCAAUGGCUGGGGCCAUCAGGUCGGCUUAGUAGGAGAGAAGCUUCGGAUCUACACAAAUGAUGGAGUCUCCAGAGUUCAAUGGACCAAACCUGAGAGCAACAUACCGAUUACCUGGUACAAGAGAUACUUCGAUGCACCCCCGGGUAAUGAUCCGGUUAUUGUUGACAUGAGCACCAUGGCCAAAGGUUUCGUCUGGGUUAACGGCGAAGGCAUUGGUCGAUACUGGGUUUCAUAUCUCUCCCCACUCGGCACCCCAACUCAGACUGUUUAUCAUAUCCCUCGCUCCUUCUUGAAGCAAACGAAGAACCUUCUUGUUGUCUUGGAGGAAUCUGGAGGCAACCCUGAUGGAAUUCAAAUUUUGACCGUUAGGAGAGAUGAUAUAUGUACUUAUGUGUCUGAGUACCACCCUGGAGUUAUCAAACAUUGGUCGAGGAAGGAUGGUCAGCUCAGGUCGGUUGCCGAGGAUGUUAAGCCGGAAUCUCACCUUGAGUGUCCGGACAAUAAGGUCAUCAAAUCAGUCAUCUUCGCUAGUUUUGGCAAUCCUAGCGGCGUUUGUGGAAACUACACCAUUGGAAGCUGCCAUGCUCCGCAGACGCGACAUGUUGUUGAGAAGGCCUGCUUGGGGAACGCUUCCUGUGUGCUUCCAGUGGAAGGCGAAGCUUAUGGCGCAGAUGCAAAUUGCUCAGAAACCACAGCUACUCUUGCAGUUCAGGUCUUUUGUGGUCAGAAGUAGAGCUAAAUAUGAAAUUUUGAUUUCACAUUUGUAGUAAAAUUUGAUUGAUUUUUUUUUUUAUUUUUUCAAUGGGAAUUGUAAUAAUUAUGAUGAUAAUUGGAACUGCUGGUCGAGUACUAACUGUAAUCUUUGAGAAAAUCUGACAAAAGCUGAACUUUUCUCUGAAGCAUACAUGGAUG
Molecule: messenger RNA, 2756 nt
Organism: Phalaenopsis equestris
Lineage: Eukaryota; Viridiplantae; Streptophyta; Magnoliopsida; Asparagales; Orchidaceae
Product: beta-galactosidase 11-like
Exons: 19
Coding region: 79-2577 (832 amino acids)
Biological process (GO): carbohydrate metabolic process
Cellular component (GO): vacuole; cell wall
Molecular function (GO): beta-galactosidase activity; carbohydrate binding
Source: RefSeq, a predicted model, not a curated record